Candidula unifasciata is the source of this 747-nucleotide messenger RNA. Lineage: Eukaryota; Metazoa; Mollusca; Gastropoda; Stylommatophora; Geomitridae. The record is from the annotation of a GenBank genome assembly.
AUGACUUUGCAGUGGACAUUUGUGGCUGGUGUUUUAUAUGUUGAGAUAUUUCUUGUUUCUAUCCUUCUCCUGCCAUUUGUUUCACCAAAAACAUGGCAGAAGCUGUUCAGAUCUCGCAUUGCCUCCUUGUUCUCAAGGUACUCCAAUAUUUACUUCAACAUUUUCAUAGCCAUUCUGGUUCUUCUGUUUUUAGAAUCUAUUCGUGAGACAUGGAAGUAUUCAGAGCCUGUUGAAAGUGAUGAUCUCAGGCGUUACCCUGAGGCAGAGACUGUUUACCAUAUGAAGUUGUUCCGUGCUCAGAGGAAUAUGUACAUAGCUGGAUUUGCUUUGUUUCUUUGGUUCAUUCUUCGGAGGCUUGUCAUCCUGAUUGCCACAGAGGCCACCCUCAUGGCUGAAAGUGAGGCCAGUAUGAAACAAGCCCAGAGUGCAACUGAAGCUGCUCGCCAUUUCAUGGAGGAGAAACAUCUUGUGGAUGAGAAUAAGAAGAAUAAAGCCACUGAGGAGAAAGAUGAUGCUGAGACUAAAAAUCAGACAUUGCUUCUGGAGAAGGAGCUGGCACGGGCACAGACAGAGCUAGAGAAGACCAAAGAAGAGUUGUAUCAUUCUCAAUUGGAGUUUACAAGCAUAAAGAAACAGGCUGAGAGUACAAAUUUGGAGUAUGAUCGGCUGUCAGAAGAGUUUGCCAAACUUCAGCAAAAACUUCAGCAUCUGGAGCAGGGAGACUCUGGCUCUAAGAAAGGGAAUUAA